CAGCAGCCGCCGCCGCCACCUCUCCCUUCCUCUCUGCUCUUUCCUCCUCCUGUUUUCUUUUCCCUCCUCCCCCUCGCCUCCUUGUCUCCUCCUCCUCCGGCGCUGACGCUCGCGUAGGGCCCUGGCGUCAGACGCGCGGGGGCGGGGCGAGUGCGGCGGGGGGUAUAAGUAGAGGGUGCAGGAGGCGGUGCUUCCCCUUCUCCCCGGCGGUUAGUGCUGAGAGUGCGGAGUGUGUGCUCCGGGCUCGGAACACACAUUUAUUAUUAAAAAAACCCAAAAAAAAUCUAAAAAAAUCUUUUAAAAAACCCAAAAAAAAUUAACAAAAAAUCCGCGUCUCCCCCGCCGGAGACUUUUAUUUUUUUUUCUUCCUCUUUUAUAAAAUAACCCGGUGAAGCAGCCGAGACCGACCCGCCCGCCCGCCCGCGGCCCCGCAGCAGCUCCAAGAAGGAACCAAGAGACCGAGGCCUUCCCGCUGCCUGGACCCGACACCGCCACCCUCGCUCCUCAGCCGGCAGCCAGCAGCCAGCAGCCAGCGGCAGCCGAUCGACCCCGUUCUGCGGCCGUCGCGGCCUGUGGCCCUGCGGGCAGCCGUGCCGAGAUGAACCCCAGCGCCCCCAGCUACCCCAUGGCCUCGCUCUACGUGGGGGACCUACACCCCGACGUGACCGAGGCGAUGCUCUACGAGAAGUUCAGCCCGGCCGGGCCCAUCCUCUCCAUCCGGGUCUGCAGGGACAUGAUCACCCGCCGCUCCUUGGGCUACGCGUAUGUGAACUUCCAGCAGCCGGCGGACGCGGAGCGUGCUUUGGACACCAUGAAUUUUGAUGUUAUAAAGGGCAAGCCAGUACGCAUCAUGUGGUCUCAGCGUGAUCCAUCACUUCGCAAAAGUGGAGUGGGCAACAUAUUCAUUAAAAAUUUGGACAAAUCCAUUGAUAAUAAAGCACUGUAUGAUACAUUUUCUGCUUUUGGUAACAUCCUUUCAUGUAAGGUGGUUUGUGAUGAAAAUGGUUCCAAAGGUUAUGGAUUUGUACAUUUUGAGACACAGGAAGCAGCUGAAAGAGCUAUUGAAAAAAUGAAUGGGAUGCUUCUAAAUGAUCGCAAAGUAUUUGUUGGACGAUUUAAGUCUCGUAAAGAACGAGAAGCAGAACUCGGAGCUAGGGCAAAAGAGUUCACCAAUGUUUACAUCAAGAAUUUUGGAGAAGAUAUGGAUGAUGAGCGCCUUAAGGAUCUCUUUGGCAAGUUUGGACCUGCCUUAAGUGUGAAAGUAAUGACUGAUGAAAGUGGAAAAUCCAAAGGUUUUGGAUUUGUAAGCUUCGAAAGGCAUGAAGAUGCACAGAAAGCUGUGGAUGAGAUGAACGGGAAGGAGCUCAAUGGAAAACAAAUUUACGUUGGUCGAGCUCAGAAAAAAGUGGAACGGCAGACGGAACUUAAGCGCAAAUUUGAACAGAUGAAGCAAGAUAGGAUCACCAGAUACCAGGGUGUUAACCUUUAUGUGAAAAAUCUUGAUGAUGGUAUUGAUGAUGAACGUCUCCGGAAAGAGUUUUCUCCUUUUGGUACAAUCACUAGUGCAAAGGUCAUGAUGGAGGGUGGUCGCAGCAAAGGGUUUGGUUUUGUAUGUUUCUCCUCCCCAGAAGAAGCCACAAAAGCAGUUACAGAAAUGAAUGGUAGAAUUGUGGCCACCAAGCCAUUGUAUGUAGCUUUAGCUCAGCGCAAAGAAGAGCGCCAGGCUCACCUCACUAACCAGUAUAUGCAGAGAAUGGCAAGUGUCCGAGCUGUGCCCAAUCCUGUAAUCAACCCCUACCAGCCAGCACCUCCUUCAGGUUACUUCAUGGCAGCUAUCCCACAGACUCAGAACCGUGCUGCGUACUACCCUCCUAGCCAGAUUGCUCAACUCAGACCAAGUCCUCGCUGGACUGCUCAGGGUGCCAGACCUCAUCCAUUCCAAAAUAUGCCCGGUGCUAUCCGCCCAGCCGCUCCUAGACCACCAUUUAGUACUAUGAGACCAGCUUCUUCACAGGUUCCACGAGUCAUGUCCACACAGCGUGUUGCUAACACGUCAACACAGACGAUGGGUCCACGUCCUGCAGCUGCUGCCGCUGCAGCCACUCCUGCGGUCCGCACCGUUCCACAGUAUAAGUACGCCGCCGGGGUCCGCAAUCCGCAGCAGCAUCUGAAUGCACAGCCGCAAGUUACCAUGCAGCAGCCUGCUGUCCAUGUACAAGGUCAGGAGCCUUUGACUGCUUCCAUGUUGGCAUCUGCCCCUCCUCAAGAGCAAAAGCAAAUGUUGGGUGAGCGGCUCUUUCCUCUAAUUCAAGCCAUGCACCCUACUCUUGCUGGUAAAAUCACUGGCAUGUUGUUGGAGAUUGAUAAUUCAGAACUUCUUCAUAUGCUUGAGUCUCCAGAGUCUCUCCGUUCUAAAGUUGAUGAAGCUGUAGCCGUACUACAAGCCCACCAAGCGAAAGAGGCUGCCCAGAAAGCAGUUAAUAGUGCCACUGGUGUUCCAACUGUUUAAAAUUGAUCAGGGACCACGAAAAGAAACUCGUGCUUCACCGAAGAAAAAUAUCUAAACAUCGAAAAACUUAAACAUUAUGGAAAAAAAACAUUGCAAAAUAGAAAAUAAAUAAAAAAAGGAAAGGAAACUUUGAACCUUAUGUACCGAGCAAAUGCCAGGUCUAGCAAACAUAAUGCUAGUCCUAGAUUACUUAUUGAUUUAAAAACAACAAAAAAAAGAAAAAAACACAAAAAAAUAGUAAAAUAUAAAAACAAAUUAAUGUUUUAUAGACCCUGGGAAAAAGAAUUUUCAGCAAAGUACAAAAAUUUAAAGCAUUCCUUUCUUUAAUUUUGUAAUUCUUUACUGUGGAAUAGCUCAGAAUGUCACUUCUGUUUUAAAUAACAGAAUUGAUAACUGAGCAAGGAAACGUAAUUUGGAUUAUAAAAUUCUUGCUUUAAUAAAAAUUCCUUAAACAGUG
Leopardus geoffroyi (Geoffroy's cat) is the source of this 2966-nucleotide messenger RNA. RefSeq names its product poly(A) binding protein cytoplasmic 1 (gene PABPC1). NCBI's taxonomy places the organism in Eukaryota, Metazoa, Chordata, Mammalia, Carnivora, Felidae. The record is from RefSeq and is a predicted model, not a curated record. Gene Ontology annotation, cellular component: nucleus; ribonucleoprotein complex; cytosol. The coding region runs from base 599 to 2509 and encodes 636 amino acids. The transcript has 16 exons. Gene Ontology annotation, molecular function: poly(A) binding; mRNA 3'-UTR binding; poly(U) RNA binding.